Diaporthe amygdali is the source of this 2946-nucleotide messenger RNA. Its product is annotated as Intracellular serine protease. The transcript has 3 exons. Gene Ontology annotation, biological process: proteolysis. Bases 1 to 2946 code for a protein of 981 amino acids. Lineage: Eukaryota; Fungi; Ascomycota; Sordariomycetes; Diaporthales; Diaporthaceae. Gene Ontology annotation, molecular function: serine-type endopeptidase activity. The record is from RefSeq and is a predicted model, not a curated record.
AUGUUUGCGAGCUACAAGAUGCCGCGAUCCGAUAAAAAGGCAGGCAUAACUCUGGUUCAAGCGGCUUUCGACACCAUUUUCGACAUAGCCAGGUUUCACACGACCCAUGCGGACAAUGGCGAGCUCUUGACUUUCUAUGCCAACCUGAUGGCAUACUGCUUGCUUAUCAGUGGCCACCUGAGCCGUAUCACCGGGGCUGGAAGAAGCCUGGCCUGCGAUCUAGCCGACUCUAUCACAAUGCGGCUGGGAGAGAUCCUCGUCUCGAAAGGAUCCAUCGAGGAUGGUCUGCGUGAAUUGCGUGUUGGUUGGGGCGAGGUCCGGGACCGGGACAGCAUGAUCAGAGCUCAAUUCACAGGCUCGACCCUUGCCUUUGGUGAUUGCUAUGACAAGCGCGCAGCCCUUAUCCACUUCCUCGCUUCCUGGGAAAGUGACGUGCGACGCCGAUAUCCCGAGGAGCGAUUUCUCGAAACUUCAGAAGACGCUACUCCACAUCAGAAGAUUAGUGAGCCGUCCUUUUCGGUAUGGAAUUCCGCACAAGCCAUGUUCAAAGCCAUGACAGCCUGCCAAAAAUGCGGAUGCAUACCUGAACACGACUAUGGUGCAAGGCUAUGUCUGGGCACCUACCGCAAGUCUGGCGCCGACGAUGAUACGGAGGGGAAGGUCGAAUUUGACAUGUUUCUGUCCCUCACCCAUGACUGGCAAGAAGUGCGCGUUCACACAGCCAAGGAGAGGGCAAUAAAAUUCGCCAUCGACGAACAGGCGCCGCCGAGACAACCCAGGACAACUUCCCCACCACAAGCAAUCAAUCAACUAUGCGUGCCCAUUAUCAGAGCCAAAAAAUUGAGGACAGUAGAGCUCAAGGUCACGAAGGGCAAGCUAUUGUGGCUUCCAUCGGAGCUGAGCAAGCGCCUGGUGGACCUGACCAAGAGCCCCGUCUCGCUGUACGAGUUCCUGCAGGACGGCCGAUGCGCUUUCAACGACAAGACCUGGCGUAUCCUUGCGGUACUUUUAAGCUAUGCCGUCCUGCACCUUCAAGAUACGCCCUGGCUGCAGCCGACGUGGAGCUCGUCAGACAUUCUGUUUUUCCGCACAGAAGAUUCCAAGAUUCCACUGGAACCCUUUCUCCAAACGCGCCUCUUUAAGACGGAGGCGCCAGGUUUAAAGUUUGACAAGCAGGCUCAUUCGGACCCAUGUGGUGCGGAGGAUGAAUUUGACUGCGAUGAUAUCGAUCCUGACAAGAUUCUGCAGCAUCCAUGCCCCACUAUUGUCACUCUAGCGAUCAUGCUGAUGGAGGUCUACUUUGGGAUGCCAUUGGACACUAUCGCAAGACAACACAAUGUCAAGACCGCAGGCGAUGCGUCAUUCCUCUCAAGAUAUAUGGAUGCAUGCAAAGUAUCGGAAGACCGCCGAAAUGAGAUGCCAGAUCUGUUUGCCUCCGCCGUGGAAAAGUGUCUGGAUCGACCGACUUGGGAGGACACGGGGGGCACAAGACUUGACAGCCACACCCUAAGGACUAGAUUGUACAAGGAGGUCGUCCGGCCAUUGGAAAUCAAUCUUACAUGGGGUUAUAGGUCCAUAUCCAUUGACAAUCUGGACCGAGAUGCGCGAGAAUAUUUCUGCAACUGGGAUACAGCGAUUACACACCAGCCGGCGCAAGAACGGAACUAUCGGAAACAUUGGGAAUAUCCCGUUUCGCGAGGACGAACUCUUGGUCCACUAGACAAACUAUCAAGCCCGGCGGCGCCUGAGUCUGGAUCGACCUCAUUCUCACAUCAUCCUCUGUCAUCUGUAUUGCCCCCGGCCCGCGAUCGUUUGAACGGGAUCAAGGGAAGUAACGAGAGCUCAGCGAUGCCCGGAACCUCUCACAGGUCUUUUUCAAACCUAGCCGACGAAGUAGAAUACAAAUUAGCAAGGUUCUUUGAUGACGAAGCGGCUGAAGGCGGCCCCUCCCGGGAAGCGCGCGUAAAUUAUUCUCGUUGGAAAGAAAAUUACCAAGCCGUGUACGACAAGUUCAUCCCUGCCUCCGAGGACCCUGCACCAUCAACGCCGCGCGUGAGAAUUGCAGUACUUGAUACUGGCAUCGACCUCGGUCAUCCUGAUAUACAAGCUUGUAACGAAAAUAUCAAGGCCAAAUACAACUGUCUGAAUGAGAGACUCGACAGCAAUGUCCAUGACCUCGAUGGUCACGGAACCUUUGUGACCAGUCUGCUACUUGACUACGCACCUAACGCUGAUAUCUACAUCGUGAAAAUCGCCGACCGGAAGCCAGCUAAUCCUCGCGUUAUUGCCGGGGCCAUAUAUCAUGCCGUGGAUGAUUGGAAUGUCGACUUGAUCACUAUGUCAUUCGGUUUCCCGACACGGGCGAUCGACGGCUAUGACAAGCUGGAGCUUGCCAUCAAAUACGCUUGCUACCGCGAUGUGCUGCUCUUCGCGGCGGCAUCGAACAGCGGCGGGCAGCGUGGUCGUGCGUACCCGGCACGCGAGGCCAACGUCGUCUGUGUUCACUCGACUGAUGCGCGCGGCAACCGCUCGCCCUUCAGCCCGACGGCCUCGCCUCAGGACGUCAACCUCGCAACCGUUGGUGAGGCUGUUAAUUCUGCGUGGCCGGUAGAUCUCUGUAUUGGCAACCGUCACGCCACGUCGGAGGAAGGAGAGGAUGCCAUGUAUUCGAUGGACAAGUCAGGCACGUCAUACGCGACACCCAUCAUGGUGGGUAUCGCCGCGUUUCUGCUUCUGUAUGUGCGUCUCAGCCUCCCGGAUAGCGCACACAUGCUCAAAAGUCGUAGUCGCAUGGUGGCAUUGCUGCAGCGGAUCGCACAAAAGGGCCAGGGCAGCGGUCUGAGGGACGGCUACUACUUUGUGGAUGUGAGCUUGCACACUGACAGCCUCUUUGGGAAAGACAAGGCGUUUUUAGAUCGUACUAUCGAGGACAUCUUGAAUAAUUAG